GGCCCGAGAGCGCAGCCCAAGCCCGGGAGGCGGCUGCUACGGUGACUGUGGGCUGGUCUCUCCUCACACACAUUCCCACUCACACACGCACGCACGCGCACACCCACACACCCACACGCCCCCCUGGACUCCUGGCGCUCCCCGAGGCGGAGCGGGAGUACCAGCUCGCGGGCACCGACGCCGCCGAGAGCAGCGGGCUCGGGUUUCUCCCUCGGCUCGGAGCGGACGAGGAGGAGGAGCCGGAGCCGGAGCCGGAGCUUUCAAGGUUACCCCCUCACUCAUGGAAAAAUGGAUCAUUCCAACCCUUGGAGAACCCAGCUCUCACAGCAUUUAGACCUUACUUUAAGUCAUCUAAUUUCCAUUUCAACAUCAUAGAACUUGCUAAAGAACUUAAACUAAAUAUUUUGUUUUAAAAAAACAACUUCAAAAUGACUUUGUGAAUUAUCAUGACAUAGAUGUCCUGUCCAAGAAGGUUGAGACCAACAAUAGAUCCUAUGCCCAGGAUUAGUGUCUUCUACAAUGUGACUUUUCAUUCAAACUCACAUGUGCACUAGCUACUGUAUCUUGGCAAUAUAUCUAUCCCACCAUCAAGUUUUGUUUCCUUUUGCAGGGGAAAAAUAACACUGCCUGACAUUAUCAAGUUAUUACUAAAUCUAAACAUCAAAAAUGUACAUAGCCUAGGUGAAGAAACUAGGAAAUCUAAGCUGAACCAGAACUUCUUGUGAAUUCAGAAUUCCACUAGGUGGAUUUUAUGUUAUGGCAGCAGCCUAUAGGCUUGUGGUUAGCACUGUGAACUAUUACAACAGUGUUGUCAUAGAUCAGCGCUUUCAGCAGGCUAUACAUUAUUGCACUGGAACUUGCCAGACCUUCAGGCAUGGAGUCGACUGUAUUGUGGUACAUCAUAGUGUUUGUGCAGAGCUCUUGCAUAUUCCUGUCUCUGGUGUCAAAAAUGCAGUACAUACUCCUAUAUUUCUACCUGAUGAAAAUGGUCUUUCCUUGGCUGAGAGUGAAGAAACCCAUCAAAUCCUCCCUGGUAUACCUAAGGUCAAGAAGGUAUCUGUGGUACAAAGCACCUGCAACCUAAAAGAUAUUGCAGGAGAUGCAAUCAAUUUUGCCAGUGGAAAAAUCAAGGAAUUUUCUCUUGAAAAACUUAAAAACUCUAAUCAUGUGACUUACAGAAAGGGAAGAAAAGUUAAGAGUGACUCAUUUAAUAGGCGGUCAGUUGAUUUUGACCUGAUCUUUGGUCAUUAUGGCAGUGAUGGGAAUUAUCCAUCCUUUGGUUUACUUCGGAGUUCUUCACUUGAGGAAAAACCUGUGCCCCAUAGUAAUUUACUUGAAACAAAUAUGGCUUCCUUGUUUCUCCAAAAUUUGUCUGAAGAGAAUUUAAUUACCCAGAUAUUGGAAAAACAUAAGUUGGAUAGCCCUUCUUCUGGGACAGAUAUAAAGAUGUGUUUGGAUAUCUUGCUCAAGUGCUCUGAGGAUUUGAAAAAAUGCACAGACAUCAUAAAGCAAUGCAUAAAGAAAAAGUCAGGUAACAAUAUCAGUGAAGGAAGUGGUCAUGAUUCAUUUUCAAGCUCAGAAACUAUCUAUAUGAAUGUAAUGACCAGGUUAGCUUCCUAUUUAAAAAAGAUACCAUUUGAAUUCAUGCAUUCUGGACAUACUGAGAAUGCAGACCUGACCGAAUUUAUUAGUAAUUUGCCAAACUUACAGCCAACUCCCUUCUCCCCAAUAUUUGGCACUGAACAGCCCCCUAAAUAUGAGGAUGUUGUCCAGUUAGCACCAGAAACAGAGCAGUUCCAUCCAAUUGAAUUUCAAGAAGACAGGCAUGAUAGUAUUAAAACUGGAACAAUUAAGUCUAUUCAGACUAACUCCACAAAAGGUCCUUCAAAUUCCUUACGAAGUUUAGAGCUAAAUGACCCCAGAACUACAGAAGCUGUCAAACUUAAACCACAAACUUUAACUAUGAAUCCUCUAGAAGGUGUUUCUUCUACUGACUUCAUGGAAACUCUUUAUAUUGAGGAAGAGUCAGAUGGGAGAAAAGUGUUUGAUAAGGAAAAAAGAACUGAGGACAGCUUUAAUCAAGAAUCUUUAGAAAUGAACAAAAGUAAACCAGAAUAUACAGACCUUGAUAACAGUCUUGAAAAAUCUCCUACCCUAGUACAAGCUGAAACUCUUGGCAAGGCCUUUGAAAAAACAACUUAUGGUUUAUCUAAGGAGGACCCUACACCCAAAGUCACUAAAGUUGAAGAGAGAGACAACAUAGGUAUUAUGAAACCUAAUAAUCAGGAAGAGAUAGAUAAGCUAUUAUUGGACCUGGAGUGUUUCUCACAGAGAAUGGAGAGCACACUAGGGGAGCCUCUUGUCAAGAGUUGUGACACUAAAUCUUUAAACAACCAUAAUCCUUUGGUUGAGCAAAUACCUUUGGAUCUUGAGCCCAAAUCUAAUGACUCUUCACGGUCAGAAAAAUCUCCUUCCUCCUGUUUGACAAGAAUUAUUGAAACCAAUGGACAUAAAAUAGAAGAAGAGGAUCGUGCUCUCUUGCUGCGUAUCCUAGAAAGCAUUGAGGAUUUUGCUCAAGAACUAGUUGAAUGUAAAUCAGGCAGAGGAAGCUUAUCACAAGAAAAGGAAAUGAUGCAAAUUUUGCAGGAAACUUUGACAACUUCCUCUCAAGCUCGAUCAUCAGUAUGUCAAAGUCAUACAAGUGAUAAAACCAAAGAUAAUACUGCAGUGGUUUUGAUUCAGCAGAGCCCUGAAGUAAUCAAGGUUCAGAAUAAACAAGAAAAGAAACUUGGAACACUACUUGUACCUGCAGCCAGUGUUGGAAGCAGCCCCCAACCUCUUUCUCCUCUUCAUGUGAAUAAUGUUGCUGUCAAUGUACCAUUAUCCAUAAACAUUCCACGAUUCUACUACCCUAAAGGACUUCCAGAUGCAUGUGCAAACCAUGAACAGGCCAUAAACAGAAUUGAAACAGCCUUCAUGGAAGUUGAAGAUCAGAAAGCAGAUAUUUAUGAAAUGGGGAAAAUUGCAAAGGCAUGUGGCUGCCCUUUCUAUUGGAAAGCCCCCAUGUUCAGUGCCGCAGGGGGUGAAAGGACAGGAUUUGUAUCUGUACAUUCAUUCAUAGCCAUGUGGCGAAAAUUGCUGUCUAACUGCCAUGAUGAUGCAUCUAAGUUUGUUUAUCUUCUAGCAAAGCCCAACUACAGUUGUCUAGAACAAGAGGAUUUUAUUCCUUUACUUCAGGAUGUAGUGGAUACACACCCUGGCCUCACGUUUCUUAAGGAUGCUCCAGAAUUCCAUUCCCGCUACAUCACUACGGUUAUUCAGAGAAUAUUCUACACAGUCAACAGAUCCUGGACUGGCAAAAUCACUUUGACAGAGCUAAGGAAAAGCAACUUUUUGCAAACAUUAGCCCUUUUGGAAGAAGAAGAAGACAUAAACCAAAUCACAGAUUAUUUCUCCUAUGAACACUUCUAUGUCAUUUACUGUAAAUUCUGGGAACUGGACAGUGAUCAUGACCUCUACAUCAACCAAACCGAUCUAUCGAGAUAUAAUGACCAGGCAUCAUCAAAUAGGAUUAUUGAAAGAAUAUUUUCUGGAGCAGUGACAAGGGGGAAUGUUGUACAAAAAGAAGGAAGAAUGAGCUAUGCAGAUUUUGUAUGGUUUCUGAUCUCUGAAGAGGAUAAAAGAAAUCUGACAAGCAUUGAAUAUUGGUUCCGCUGCAUGGAUUUGGAUGGGGAUGGUGUGCUCUCCAUGUAUGAACUUGAAUAUUUCUAUGAAGAACAGUGUGAAAGAAUGGAAGCAAUGGGCAUUGAACCAUUGCCAUUCCAUGACUUGCUCUGCCAGAUGCUUGACCUGGUGAAGCCAGAACUUGACGGCAAAAUAACUCUCAGAGACCUGAAGAGGUGCAGAAUGGCUCAUAUUUUUUAUGACACUUUCUUUAAUCUGGAGAAAUACCUGGACCAUGAACAGAGAGAUCCCUUUGCAGUGCAAAAGGAUGUUGAGAAUGAUAACCCCGAACCUUCUGAUUGGGACAGAUAUGCUGCUGAGGAAUAUGAAAUUCUUGUUGCAGAGGAAUCUGCUAAUGAGCAAUUACAAGAAGGCUCUUUUGAAGAAUAUGAAGCAGAUGAACCUGUUCCUCCUUCUGAACUUGGAAACAAAGGGGACAAAAUAGUCAUCUCAAGCCUUUCGGAGAAAUGUGGAAAGCUUCACUCAGGAGAUGAAGAGUAGCUGCCAAGCCCAGUGAAGCCAGCACACAUGUAUCUUAAAGUUUAUUUCCUCAUGGAAAGGAUAUUUUGUAUACUGCCACUUAAAAUCUUUCGUAUCUGUAAAUGUACAAUUGCACUGGAUUAACUUAAAAUGGUUUUUGUGCAAUAGGUCUCAAUGUACGUUCUAAUUUGGGGCUUUUCCAGUUUCCUCCUAUUAAUUUUCCUUAAUGCCACAAUAUGUGGGAAAUGAAUAGAAUUGUUACAUCACCACUAAAAAGAUGGCAAUCUGUGGCAUGCCCUUGAAUAUAUUAGAGCUCUUCUACAUUUAAGUGUUCAAAAAUAUUAAGUGAUAUCUUCUAGCUUCUCACUAUGUCCCUGUAAACAUAAUAUAGGUAUGGUUCACUCACACACACCCCCCCCCCAAUAAAAUCAAGGCAAACUAAGACAUAAAAAUUAAACCUGAAAAGACUCAAAUCUACUUGUCCCCUGGGUAUGUGUAUAUAUGUGUGUAUACAUAUGUGUAUACAUAUAUGUAUAUGUUAUAGUGUUCAACUAUUGCAAAGGGAUUUCUUUUAGUUACGAACAUGGACUGCAGUACAAAGAUCAGCUUACUCAGCCAUUGUAGUUUUAUAAUUAAUAAGCCAAAUGGCUUCAUCCUCAAGCAUUAUGAACUACUAGGAGUUACAACUCUUCUUUGAAGCUAGGUAAAUUUCUUUCCCCCAAGGUCAUUUGACUGAAUUAAAAGGGAGAAGUAAAAUCCUGAUAGCACCUAUAAUUUCCAAAAAGGAGAAAUUUGCUUAACUCAAGAUAUGAACUACUUCAGGAAUCUGACUCCUUGAGAGUAAUCUCAGUUUAUAUACCUAUAAUUAUGUCUGAAGAAAAUGAAAACUAUUGAAUUUUAGAACCUAACAAAUUUUGUUACCCAGAAUCCCCAUACCCAUUGUUUUCUUUGACAGAAAGAAAAAAGCCAACUUGAAGACAUCAGGAAAUUAACUCCUACAAUUAUUACUUCAACAUGAAUAAACUUUUUUAACCACAGCUUACUCAUUUAAAUUUCUGGAUUGGACUUUCAUAGGAAAAUGGAAUGAAAAUUUUAAUUCUUUUCAUAAGGAAAAACAAACCUGUGUUUGUCCCCUGUGGAGGCAAGGAGGUGGUUGAGAAUGUUCGCAAGAAAUGUUCCACAAAACCAAUGCCACCAAAUUCUACAUCUAAUAACAUUUUGUCUUACCUUGAAAAUAAAUAAUAAUGAAUAGUAAAUAAUGAUGAAGACUUGAAAUAUACUUUAAUAGAAAGCUACAGAUAACUUUUUUUUUAAGAUACCUUAUGCCAAAAGCAUCUUUUGUCCUAAACUUUUGUUGCCAAACUUCCAGUGGUAACCAGGUUUAGUUUUUAUUUAGGUUAUCAAGUGUAUUUCAUUUACCCUCUCACAGCCCCUUUUUGGUGAAGGGUCAAAUGAACAAUGAAAUAAAGCAUAGGCAACAAUGUAGGAGAAAUUAAGAAAAUGUAUUUAUCAUUAAAACUUUGAAUUAUCAAUAAUUCCUCAUACUUACACUUCAAAAGUGAGGAUUCCAGGGGCAGCUAGAUGGUGCAGUGGACAAAGAACCAGCCUUGGAUUCAGGAGAACUUGAGUUCAAAUACUGCCUCAGACACUUGAAACUUACUGGCUGUGACACCCUGGGCAAGUCACUUAACCAUUGCCCCACCCAGAAAAAUAAAAAUUUUAAAUUCCAAUUUCUUUAGUUGCUUUACCCUUCGUGACUAGAAAGUGAACUUUUCAUUUAAGUUCAAAAGAGAAAUCAUUACCAAAAAUUCCUACUUCCCCCAGAAGGAACUCAAAAAUAGAACUGACAUCUGUAGAGAAAACAAACCUGUGGCAACCUAAAAACCCUAGGAUUAUUGCUUCUUUUCCUGAUACAAUUAAUUGCAUUUACCUACAAUCCUCAAUUUUUUUUCCAGCAGAAGAAAUCAACUGUUUUUGAUCCUGCAUGGUAUGAUAAAGGGUAAUAAAACUGAUUUUUCUAGAAAUGAAAAUGAAUGUAGUGUAGAUGAUCUGACAUUCAUAAUGGCUUAUAUAUACUGUUUCAUUUAGACUCAGGAAAGAAAAUUAAAACUCAGUUCUAUAUUUUAAAAUAAUACAAGCUAGGCUUGUUUCUUGCCUUCAUUUGGCCUAUUUUGUUUUGACUUUGCUUCUCUACUAAAUUCCCUAUGCUUUAAAUAGAUAAUUUAUAGGUAAUUUUGCAUUUUAUUCUGUAAGUAAAAACACAACAGCCAAUGCCAUUAAAAAUGACAAACAUUUCUUAAAUUAAAAUUUUAAGGUACCUCCAAUUUAUAAGGCUCUCAGGCAUAUUUUAAAAAUAAAAUGUACAAUAUGAGAGCUUAUUUAACAUAAAAAAGAAAUCUGUAGAACUGGGUAGUAUGUUGUUUGAUUAUGUGCUACAGAAAUCAUGCUAAGAUUAUCACAUUAUUCCAGAACUAGCAACACCACAUCACAUCACAAUUCCCGAUAAAUCUUAAUUGAUGAUACUUACAUUAUUAUUUAUUAUGGUCUUAAUACUAUGCAACACAAAAUAAACUUCAAGAGCAUAGCACUAAUUGCUAUGCUACAAAUAAUUAAAUACAAUUUUAUGGCUUUUUCCCAUGCAUCUUAUCCCAUUUCUUUGUAUAAUAUUUGAGUAGUGUUUACAGUGGCUAAAGAUAUAAUCAAUUAAGUUGAGUGACUUGUGCAGACUUGGAAAAUGUGUUGGGAGGGGGAAUGGGAGGGACGCAUGGUUUUAUCUUUGAUUCACUUUGUUUUUCCCCUUUUUGAAAAUCAAAUAAAGGUAUGUGCAAGAAGGCAUGUUUACUAAAGGAACUACAGACUAUCUGAAACAGAAGUCACUUUAGAGGUUAUCUAAGUUUAACCUGUACAUGACCUAUCCCUUCUACAAUAUUCCCAACAAAUAGUCAAAUCAUCUAUUAAUGUGGACCCUACCUACUAGGACAGCCUGAUCCUCUUUAGGAUGGCUCCAAAUGUUACAUUUAGGCAAAAAUGUGGCUUCUAAAUUUCAUCACUGUUAAUAACUCUGCCCCCCUCUGGAUCUAAACAAAACAAAUCCUCUCCUAUGUGUCAGCCAAGUGCAGCUAUCCUGUAUUCAUUGGCACUACCAGCUUUGUGUCAUUUGCAAAUACUAUCCAAGUUGCUAAUGAAAAGGGUGACAGAAAAAAGACUGGUGACCCCAUCCUAUGGUAAAAUAAUGAACCAUUUCUUCAGCCCAGUGAUUCCUUCCUUAAUCACAGGUCUUCUGGAUUUUAAAUCCACCUAACUUCCACUUGGCUAACAAUCUUUCCAUAUUGCCCACAAGCAUAUCAUAAGACACUUGCUGAAAUUCAGUUAUAGUUUGUUGUUUAUAGUAUUCCCUUGAUCAAUUUAGUCUAAACUAAUAAAAAUAAGGAAUGAAAGAAAAAAAAAGACAUCAGAAUGGCAUGACUUAUUUCUAAUGAAUUCAUAUUGGUACUUGCUGAUCACUAUUCUUUUCCCAAUGUGCUCACAAACCAACAUUUUAAUAAUGCAUUUUAGAAUUUUGCUAAGAACCACACUCAGAACCUUAUAAACAACCCAAUGUCUUCCCCUUUUAUAAAACGACUUUUUUCAUUAUUACAAUCACACUGAACAGUUUUACAAAGUGCAGCAAUCCUAUCUACAAAUUAUUUAUUUCAUUGGACAACUGUCUUACCUGUUAAUUCUCUAUAAUAUUAGGCUUAAAAUAUAUAAAUAAGUAGUUUUCUCCAUUCCCCUCCUUUCCCAAUUUAAAGCUCUUUUGAUCACAAACACCUUCAUUCAAAUACAUUCUUUCUGGCCCUCAAUAACAUGCACUCCAUUCUCAGUCAAGUACUCAAUUCCUUUACCUAAAACCCUGCCCCAGAAAUGUAAAUAAAUGCUGUUUGCCCUGCAGACCAUUUUUAGUUUAGCAUAAGGUAUAUCCAUAUUUGAAAAAAAAUUUUUUAAUCUAGAUUUCAAAUUCUCAAAUUUACUUCAGAAGUUUUGUGAAUAGUUUUUAAAAGUAUAAAGUGCUAUACAUUCAGUUUAUAAUAGAAAUAGAACUGUCGAUUUCUAAAUCUAAAGCACCGUAUAUUUGGGUGUCUUCAUGUGCAAAAAUAUGGAAUGUUUCUGCCUAUUUGUUUUCAUAAAAUCUACUUUUCCUCAAGUUUUAAGGAGGCAUUUUAUUAAACAAUAUUUCCUACCUCUUAACUUAUAACUCCUACCAUCAAAUAUAUAGGAAUUUGAACUUAGGCAUGAUGAUAAGUUUUUAAACAACAAAAGUUCUACCUCCAAGCAUAAAAAUAAAGCUUUGAGUUAAUAUUCCUCACAGAGGAAUAAGAUGUGACAUUGUAAAUAACCGUGGCCAUUAAAAGCAACUUAAUUCUUCUGAUCAUUUCAGAUCUUCUUAGACAAUUUCUGAGACAACUUAAGACCUCUUCAGUUGUUUAUCUUCCUUUUAAGUCACUAGUCAUCAGUGUUAAAUAUUCACAGGAUGUAGAAAAGCAACAAAAUAUAACCAUAAAAAAGGAACAAGAUGCAAUCAAAUUGUUGUUCCUAAAAUUACAUAUUAGAAAACACUGAGUACAUACCAUCCCAAAGCCCUCAACAUUCUACAACAUGGAAUUAGAAAACUAACAUUUAUUGAUAGACUUAGGGCAUAAUACAUAUUUCAAAAAACGUGGCAGUGAGAAUACCAGCAUAAAAAAGGGAAAUUUGUGUUAAAAACAACCUGAAAUCA
Dromiciops gliroides (monito del monte) is the source of this 8959-nucleotide messenger RNA. RefSeq names its product protein phosphatase 2 regulatory subunit B''alpha (gene PPP2R3A). NCBI's taxonomy places the organism in Eukaryota, Metazoa, Chordata, Mammalia, Microbiotheria, Microbiotheriidae. Gene Ontology annotation, cellular component: protein phosphatase type 2A complex. Bases 757 to 4224 code for a protein of 1155 amino acids. Gene Ontology annotation, molecular function: protein phosphatase regulator activity; calcium ion binding. The record is from RefSeq and is a predicted model, not a curated record. The transcript is spliced from 14 exons. Gene Ontology annotation, biological process: protein dephosphorylation.